This is a messenger RNA of Cydia fagiglandana, 1864 nucleotides long. It is a transcript of the gene CLIP11, whose product is annotated as phenoloxidase-activating factor 2. The record is from RefSeq and is a predicted model, not a curated record. The coding region runs from base 99 to 1349 and encodes 416 amino acids. Gene Ontology annotation, molecular function: serine-type endopeptidase activity. Lineage: Eukaryota; Metazoa; Arthropoda; Insecta; Lepidoptera; Tortricidae. Gene Ontology annotation, biological process: proteolysis. The transcript is spliced from 9 exons.
UCUAAUAAACUGAUAAUGUGAGGUCGUAUCCCCACUUAAUGAGGAAAAUAAGCCACAAUAUACGUUCCAAGAAGCAGUGUGGUGUGUGAAGUGACAAGAUGUACAAAUUCCUCUCAAUCCUGGUGCUCCUGGCGUCGUGCCUCGCCCAGGAUGACGGGGGCGACCUGGAGUCCAUUAUCAAGCAGCUUCAGAACCAGAACAACGGACAGAACGGAGCGACGCAAGCGCCGCAGGCAUCGACUUUAGUGCCCAGCAUAGUUAACAAUAACGCUGACGAUGGCGACAAGUCCUGUAUGACAGCAGACAACCAGAACGGCGAGUGUGUUCCGUACUACUUGUGUGGCGCCAACGAUACCAUCAUUAAUGAUGGCGUUGGGAUCAUAGACAUAAGGGUGAAGGAUGGCGAAUGCAAGUCGUACUUAGACACGUGCUGCCUUCCGCCGGACCGCCAGACUCCCGACAACCCCAUCACCCCCGCACCUCCUGCUAAGAACCGAGAGGGCUGCGGCUGGCGCAACCCCGACGGGCUCGGGUUCCGCAUCACCGGCGCCGCCGACGGAGAGGCCAACUUCGGCGAGUUCCCCUGGAUGGUAGCCAUCCUCAAAAUAGAACCAGUAAAUGAGAACGAGCCAAACGGCCAGAAACUCAACGUGUACGUCGGCGGUGGCUCCCUCAUACACCCCAGCGUGGUACUAACAGCGGCCCACUACGUGUCCAAUGGGAACCAGCUGCGAAUCCGCGCUGGCGAGUGGGACACACAGACGAAAAACGAGCUGUAUCCUUACCAAGACCGAGAUGUUAAGGAAGUGGUGGUCCAUAAGGACUUUAACAAAGGCAACCUGUUCUACGACAUCGGCCUCCUCUUCCUGGCGUCCCCCGUCGACGCGGCGCCGAACAUAGGCGUGGCCUGCCUGCCGAGCCCGGGCGUGCGCGCCGUCGGCGGCAAGCGCUGUCUGGCCAGCGGGUGGGGCAAGGACCACUUCGGGAAGGAGGGCCGGUACCAGGUCAUACUUAAACGGGUGGAAGUCCCUGUAGUAGAUCGCGCGCGCUGCCAGCAGGAGCUGCGCAAGACCCGCCUCGGCAAAUACUUCGAGCUGCACAGCUCCUUCAUGUGCGCGGGCGGCGAAGCCGGCGCCGACACGUGCAAGGGAGACGGCGGGUCGCCCCUCGUCUGUCCCUCUGAGUACGAGAAGGACCGGUACAUCCAGCAUGGCAUCGUGGCGUGGGGCAUCGGCUGCGGCGACCAGACGCCCGCCGUGUACGUCGACGUCGGACACCUGCGGUCCUGGGUCGACGACAAGGUCCGCGGGCACGGAUACGACGAGAAAGUUUACACUUACCUCGACUAGAUACUAUAGGACCGUGCGCGUUGGAGGGCCUGCCAUCUUGUGGCCUCAAUCGGAAACAUAUGUGCACAUGUCCAUUGCCAAAGCAAGUACUACCAUCUACCGUUCUCAUCGGUACGUUUCCUUGUGCAUAGUAGAUUCUGCCAUCCUGUGGGCUACAUCGGAAGCAUAAACGACACAUGUACGCCUCGCGCCAAUAAUCUGAUGGCUCCUAUGCCGCCUCCUAUAUAGUUCAUGCUAGGGGCCUAUGCACUCACCGCCGCCUAUCGACUACAGUGGCAAAUGCAAGACCAAUGGAAUGGCAGACAAAAUUUCGUGCUUUGAAGCUUCGAUGUUCGCGGUUGGCCCUAAAACUAGACCCAAUGAAAUUCAUGACUUCGAUAGGUCUCAGAAACAUAAAUACUUGUAUUACUUGAACAGUAAAAGUGGUAAAAAAUACUCGAUCGUGCAAUAAAUACAAUGGCAGUUUUAUUCUGUUAUAAUUUAAGCCGGUACCUAAUAAAUAUUUUUCAAUUUUA